Molecule: messenger RNA, 1059 nt
Organism: Corylus avellana
Lineage: Eukaryota; Viridiplantae; Streptophyta; Magnoliopsida; Fagales; Betulaceae
Source: RefSeq, a predicted model, not a curated record
AUGGAUAGAAGAAAGUCAUGCGUUUUGCUGGCUUUUUUCUUUAUUCUAUUCCUCUCCAUGGAUGCCAAUGGAAAUGGCAAUGGCAACAACAACAACAACAAUGGAAACAAUAACAACGGAAAUGAUGGUGACGCAACAAAUUACAAAGAGCUGGCACCAGCAAAAACGGGAGAGGAGCGAGCUCACUGCAAUGCAAAGGGGGCAUGCAACUCCAAAACCCUUCAGUGUCCAUCUCAAUGCCCGGCGAAGAAGCCCAAGAACAACAAGAAGAAUAAGGGAUGCUUUGUCGACUGCAGUAGCAAGUGCGAAGUCACUUGCAAGUGGAGAAGAGCCAACUGCAAUGGAUAUGGCUCCCUCUGCUAUGAUCCUCGAUUUGUUGGUGGGGAUGGUGUAAUGUUCUACUUCCAUGGAGCAAAGGGCGGAAACUUUGCCAUUGUUUCAGAUGAUAACCUGCAUAUCAAUGCCCAUUUCAUUGGAACUCGACCACAAGGAAGGACUCGUGACUAUACAUGGGUCCAAGCUCUGGCAAUCAUGUUCGACACUCACACGAUUGUCAUUGCAGCAAAGAGAGUCUCAAACUGGGACGACAAUGUCGAUGCUCUCAUUGUUAGUUGGGAUGGUGAAGCUGUUGACAUCGCUACUGAUGGAGAGGCAGAAUGGAGGACUAAUGGUGAAGAAAGGGAAGCUGUAGUUGAAAGAACCGAUUAUGCUAACAGUAUAAGAGUUACCAUUGCUAGGCUGGUUGAAAUAGACAUUAGGGUGAGACCUAUUGGAGAAAAGGAAAACCGGGUUCACAAUUACCAGUUGCCAGCAGAUGAUGCUUUUGCUCACUUGGAGACGCAGUUCAGGUUUUCCAACCUAACAGAUCUUGCUGAAGGAGUAUUGGGUAAGACAUACAGACCAGACUAUGUUAGCCCUGUCAAGAUUGGGGUUCCCAUGCCAAUGAUGGGUGGGGAGGACAAGUACCAGACCCCAUCUCUCUAUUCACCUCUUUGCAAAGUUUGCAGGUUUCAAUGGCAAACUGGGUUCGGUGCUAUAAAAGAACUUGCUCAGUACUGA